UCUAAAUUUUCAAAGCCCGCCGAUUCAAAACAACACUUCCCCUUUUUUUGAAAAUCAAAAUUUUCUAUCUCUGCUCUCUCACUACUCUCUUCCAAACCUCCAUAGCCACUGCCCACUGCCUAGCAUCGUUGCCAGAGCUACGCUGCCGGACAUAUACAGUUUUGAAAAUACCAAAUUUCACUAUCCCGCCACUCUUCCGUUUCCCAUUCUCCAAAAUAGCAAAUCUCAUCUCUCUCUGUUUCUCUCGCACCACCAUACCACAUCGGCACCUCCAUCUUCCCUCUCUCAACUCUUAACCUUGACAGCCACUGCCUAGCAUCGCCGAUCAUCACCAGUUCUGACGAGACUGACCUUUGUUUCGUCAGAAAACGCCUAAAAUUGUUGCUCCGUUGUCUCCAACCACAAAGUUUUCUUCACUGCUUUCAACUUCUGACUUUGCAAGAAGAUGCGUUGGUGAUCGUUUGAAGGUGUUGUUCUAUGGAGGAACCUAAAGAGGUGGGACAUUUAUGUUGUUCACUGGUGAGGAUGAAAUUUGUGGAGUAGAUAACGUAGAGCAUGGAGACGAUGAGGAAGAACCAAAUGAGGGUGUUUCUCAAGCCUAUUUGUGGUCUCAUUUGGUACCAAUGUGGUGGUGGUCUAGUUCUGUCAGUCAGAGCAUGGGAGGGCAUUGGGAUUUGAUUAUCAAAAUCUCAAGAGCCAAAGCAAGAAGAAGUGGCAGAUCAGGUCUAGCAUAUGAAGCUAUUACCCCUCAAGGAUUGACCAUUUUCAAGGGGGGUGCAAGUUGUGCAGCAGCAACAGCAGUUGAAGCAACUCAAGAAGCUCUAGUGGAGGCAACGUUGAUAGCUAAAACUUUUGGUUUUGUUAGAAUUUUGUUUCUGUUUAGUAGGAAAGGCAUAGUGAAGGCUCAUAACUUGAAAUAUCCGAAUGGUUGGAAGGAUAGUACCAUAGUUGCUGAUAUUGUGGCCCUUCAACAGCAGAAUUUUGUGUGUAAAGCUGUUUUUGUUCCUAGGGUCAUUAUAAGCCCAGUGUAUAAGUUAGGUAGCCUAGCAACCAAAAAUCCCGGACACCACAGUUCGGUGCACCCAACUUUAUUGUAAUUUGCUGCUGUUGU
This is a messenger RNA of Quercus robur (English oak), 1111 nucleotides long. RefSeq lists its product as uncharacterized. The transcript is spliced from 3 exons. The coding region runs from base 507 to 1097 and encodes 196 amino acids. NCBI's taxonomy places the organism in Eukaryota, Viridiplantae, Streptophyta, Magnoliopsida, Fagales, Fagaceae. The record is from RefSeq and is a predicted model, not a curated record.